UCUCUGCAAAAUCCUCUUUGAUGUUCUCUGCUAACAAUGGACGGCGAAGAAGAAGAUGAACAAGUGAUAGCUGAAGAAGUUGAAGCCAUGAAAUCCGUUUAUGAAAACGAUUGUACCAUUCUCAAUUCCAUUCCUCCUCACUUCCAUUUAUCCCUCAAACCCAGAACCGCUGAUGUUUCUUCUCACCAGUUUGUAGAAAUUGUUCUUGAGGUACAUGCAACUCCACAGUAUCCAAAAGAACCUCCUUCUGUUGCUAUUGUGGAUUGCAAGGGUUUGGAUCAACAUAGACAAAAGCAUUUAUUGAAUCAUAUUCAAACUAAAGCCAACGAGCUUUCCCCUGGAUUAAUGCUCGUAGCUCUUUGUGAGGAAGCUGUAGAGAAACUCUCAGAUAUGAAUCAUCCUGAUGGUGAUUGUCCAUUGUGCUUAUUCCCAUUGGUGACAGAAGAACACCAAAGUGAAACCUUGCCUUUUAUGAAGUUAAUGUCUUGCUUUCACUGUUUUCACAGUGAAUGUAUCAUUAGAUGGUGGAAUUGGCUUGAGAGUUCUAAACAAACAGGGUCUUCCAAAUCAGAUAAUGCAACGGCUCGUCGUAACAUGGGUAUGUGUAAUUGUAAAGUUGCAUUUGACGAUAGACAUCAAAUGGUUGCUUCCUAG
Molecule: messenger RNA, 654 nt
Organism: Lathyrus oleraceus (garden pea)
Lineage: Eukaryota; Viridiplantae; Streptophyta; Magnoliopsida; Fabales; Fabaceae
Exons: 6
Coding region: 37-654 (205 amino acids)
Biological process (GO): protein ubiquitination
Cellular component (GO): nucleus
Molecular function (GO): ubiquitin protein ligase activity; protein binding
Source: RefSeq, a predicted model, not a curated record